This is a messenger RNA of Arachis ipaensis, 1984 nucleotides long. RefSeq lists its product as uncharacterized. Gene Ontology annotation, cellular component: nucleus. Gene Ontology annotation, molecular function: DNA-binding transcription factor activity; protein binding. Gene Ontology annotation, biological process: regulation of flower development. Lineage: Eukaryota; Viridiplantae; Streptophyta; Magnoliopsida; Fabales; Fabaceae. The record is from RefSeq and is a predicted model, not a curated record.
AGUCAGGCUUGACGCCUUUUACCCACAACCCCAUUUCCCUAUAUAUGCACAUUAACUAAUUUUUCAAGUCUUUGACACCCUCAUACUCCCCAUCUUCUCAGCUAACUACUCUCUCCCCAUCAUAUUCCCUCUCUCUUCUCUCUCUUUGUGCAUACAACUUUCUUUGUCUCCUUUUGAAACUCACCCAUGUCUUAAAUUUUGUACAUAUAUUAUGGAGUGUUGUUGUUGUGCCUUGUUUUUAGUCGCGCACAUCUGUGGGACAACACAGAAUUAUAUGUAAUAUUUUUCACACUCCCACAAGUGUAUAUGUAUUAGAUUUUACAUACAUAUAUACAUAUAAUCAUAGUUUUCAAUUUUUAAUUUGCUGUUUACAUUGCCUCCUCCUCCUUUAAUUUCUUUCCAAGAGGGAUCAUCAUCAUGUUGCAGGAUGUUAUUCACCCGCCACCACCGCCACUGUCGCCGUUGCCAUCGCCAGCCCAACCUCCAACCGAGCAAAUCUCCAUUGAGGAGAUUUCGAGCCCAAUCAGCGCCCGAAUCUUCGAACUCUGCGACGCCGAGUUGUUCCCGGAGGCGGGUCUUCAGAGCUCUGACGUUACCUCAACCUCAAACUGUUGCUUUGAAGAGGCACAAUACAAGACCAAUACAGUCACCACACCAACUAGUACAGCACAAGAUAUAACUGCCUCGGCAGCGGCCGUUGCGGCCAAUAACAAUAUUAACAAACCACCGGACAGCUGUAACAACCUUUCGGUUAUCUUUGACUCCCAAGAAGAGCUUGACAAUGACAUCUCUGCUUCCAUAGACUUCUCUUCUUCUCCAGCCGCAGCUUUUCCGGUUCCAUCUCUUCUCCCAAAUAUCACAACUCAGCCGGAACAAUUCGACUUCUCUUCGCCUUCGGUUCUCAAGGGUCUCCCUCAUCAGUAUCCAACUGACACUGCUACUACUGUUGUUGUUCCACCACUUAUGGGGAAUCCAUUAGUACCUUCUGUUUUCGAAGAUGAAUGCAUGUCUUCAAUGGCUUCUUAUGUUCCUAUUAACUCUUCUUCCGCACCUUCUUGCUCUUAUCUCAGCCCUGCUGGCUUAGGAGUGUUCAUGCCUCCUCUUACUACCGCCUUAUCUGCUGAUUCUGCCUUGUUUGGUGGCAACAUUCUACUCGGUUCGGAACUUCAAGCUCAAGAAAUAGAUUACCAAGGAGAAAAUGGUGGAAUAUUUUGUACAGAUUCAAUUCAGAGGGUGUUUAAUCCACCAGAUCUUCAGACACUUAGUAGUGAGAGUCAGCAACUUGUACCUGGUUCUGGAGGCUCGGCCACUUUGGCACCAGAGAUCUCAAACUUGGAGGACUCUACCUUAAAAGUUGGAAAACUUUCUGUUGAGCAAAGGAAGGAAAAGAUUCAUAGAUACAUGAAGAAGAGAAAUGAAAGAAAUUUUAGCAAGAAAAUCAAGUAUGCCUGCCGCAAAACUCUGGCUGAUAGCCGACCCCGAGUUCGAGGAAGGUUUGCAAAGAAUGAUGACUUCGGAGAGAACCAUAGACCAGCUUGUAGCAAUCAUGAAGAAGAUGAUGAAGAAGAAAUAGUUGUGAAGGAAGAUGAUGAUUUGGUCGAUUCCUCAGAUAUCUUUGCACAUAUAAGUGGUGUGAACUCCUUCAAGUGCAACUAUUCCUCCAUCCAAUCCUGGAUUUAAUUUGAAAAAUCAUGUUUAGUAAUUUCAUUUUUAGUAUAACAAUAUUAAUAUCUUUAUUAUACGUAGCUUCUAUAGAUUUUUGCAGGGCCCUUUAGUCAUCCUUUGUUUGAUGGUUGGGGUCAAAAUAAUAUAUACCAAUAAGUGAGUGAGUCAGGAAUAUAAGAGUGUACACAUUUUUGCAUAUACUAUAUAUCUUUUUUCUUUUCUUUUUUAUUACCUUGUAACUACUAGAAUAUAUAAUAUAUUAUACAUUAACCCGUUAAAAGAAACUUCCAGUUUUCCCUCAAAACUGGUGCAUCUUAUU